Molecule: messenger RNA, 2395 nt
Organism: Notolabrus celidotus (New Zealand spotty)
Lineage: Eukaryota; Metazoa; Chordata; Actinopteri; Labriformes; Labridae
Gene: wnt9a
Product: wingless-type MMTV integration site family, member 9A
Exons: 4
Coding region: 46-1233 (395 amino acids)
Biological process (GO): neuron differentiation; canonical Wnt signaling pathway; multicellular organism development
Cellular component (GO): extracellular region
Molecular function (GO): frizzled binding; cytokine activity
Source: RefSeq, a predicted model, not a curated record
GCUACUCAGGAGAAACGAGAUGAUCUGCCCUGGAGCCGCAGCAAAAUGCUGGAUGGACACCUACUCCUGGGAUGGUUAUCGUUCACAGUUAUAGUAUAUCUUCUCAACUUGCCUGGACCGACGGCUGCAUAUUUCGGGUUGACAGGUAAUGAGCCGUUGUCUAUCCUGCCUCUGAACUCUCUACCAGAGGAGAACGUGGGCAGGGCCCACUACAAGCUGUGCGACCGGCUCAAACUGGAAAAGAAGCAGCGCAGGAUGUGCAGACGAGACCCGGGCGUGGCCGAGACCCUGAGAGAGGCCAUCACCAUGAGCGCCCUAGAAUGCCAGUAUCAAUUCCGCUUUGAGAGGUGGAACUGCACCUUAGAGGGGCGCCACCGAGCCAACAUAUUAAAGAGAGGAUUUAAAGAGACAGCCUUCUUGUACGCCAUUUCAUCAGCGGGCCUGACUCAUGCGCUGGCCAAAGCUUGCAGUGCAGGACGCAUGGAGCGCUGCACAUGUGACGAAGCCCCUGACCUGGAGAAUCGAAAGGCGUGGCAGUGGGGGGGCUGUGGAGACAACCUAAAAUAUGCAAACAAGUUUGUUAAGGACUUCCUGGGCAAACGCUCCAACAAAGACCUGCGUGCACGUGUAGACAUGCACAACACAAAUGUAGGAAUGAAGGUGAUUAAGGCUGGAGUGGAGACCACUUGCAAGUGCCAUGGCGUCUCCGGCUCCUGCACCGUCCAGACCUGCUGGAGGCAGCUCCAGCCUUUUCAUGAAAUCGGCAAGCAGCUAAAGCAGCGCUACGAGACCUCCAUUAAGGUCGGAAGCUCCACCAAUGAGGCCACAGGCGAGGGAGAAAUCUCCACAGGCCGGAGCCAGCAGCAGCAGCAGCAGCAGCAGCAGCAACAGCCGCAGCAACAGCCGCAGCAGCAACAGCAGCAACAACAACAGCAACAGCAACAACAGCAACAACAGCCUCCACCUGGGCUGACUGAUCAGAUCCCUCGCACUAUGGACCUGCUCCACAUUGAGGACUCACCCAGUUUCUGUAGGCCCAGCAAGUACUCGUCGGGCACGGCAGCCCGGAAGUGUUACAAGGAUAAGAACUGCGACGCAAUCUGCUGCGGGCGAGGCCAUAACACACAAAGUAGGGAGGUGACCAGGCCCUGCCAGUGCCAGGUGCGCUGGUGCUGCUAUGUUGAAUGCAAGCAGUGCACACAGAGGGAGGAGGUUUAUACCUGCAAAGGGUAAACCAGUCAUCUGUCAGCCUAAAGGAUCGGUGGAGCAUGUAACAGAUGGCUGUGUCGCAGAGGAGUGGUUGAUUUGUUUUCAUAUAAGGUUUUGCUUCCACUGUUUUGCAAACGAAAGCGGAGCAAGCCGAUGGAGAAGCAACAAGCACUUUGAGGGAUUUCUGUGGGCUGGGUGUCAGAGGUCCUGAGGCCCCAGUGUCUGGGGUUUGCAGUUAAACAAAAAUGAAAGAAAAAAAACUUCUCAGACAACUGGGUCAACAUCUCAAGCUUUUUUUUUUUAUUAAUUUAGGCUCUGAAUUGAACAGAAAAGCUUCCCUUUUUUUUUCAAACAAAGAAAUCCAGUUGCAUCUUUUCACAAGCAAACAUAUAUCCAGUGAGAUCAAAAAGGAAACCAGUCACACCAAAGGACUGGUUCCUGGGACCUUGCCCAAGGAAGAAUGGUUUGUGUGAAUGUUGGUUAAUCUUUACAUGUGUAUGUUUGUGUGUGAGCACAAUAGAGUGAGGUGGCUGGAGUAUGACGACUUUUAUGCAAUGAAAUCCAUAUUCAGAGACUGCUUAAAAGAAACAAAAGACAGGGUGUAAGAUUUACAUUACACGCACAUAUUUACACUCACACACAUUGUGUGUUUGCAUAUGUAUGUAAAUAAAUUCAGAUAUAUUGUAAUGAUAUUAUACACACCACUUAUCUAACUAUGUUAAAACAAACCACUAACCACACAAAUGUUUUGUUGUUUGUGUGCUCUCUUGUUUUUCGUCUUGAUUCGUGUCGACAAGGCCCUUUAGAAAGCAGCACACUCGUGUCCGUUGCCUUGCUGUGGAUAAUUUAUAGAUCCGUUGGGACUACUCCUUCACAGGGAGAAAAAAAAUCACGCUUUUCUUCUUUGAAAUAAUAUAAUAUGAAGCUGUUAGUAAAUGCAUUAAUAGAUAAAACUAUACCAGUCAGUUUAGGCUAUUCUCGGCCUUGAGCGAACCAAUGUUCAGGGAAUAACUUAAACCACUAUAACUAUCGGCGAUAUAGGAGAGAAAGAGUUCAAAUAAUAUUCAAGUUGUAUAUGACAGUUGCCUUGUUAUUACAGCCAAGGUUAUUGCAGCAGGUGAUCAUUUGACCAGAAAACAGUCCACCUGUGACCCAGACAGAAAUUGUGGGGAUCUGUUGAGCUUAA